AUGGUUCGAGCCUUGGAACAAGAGCAGGAAAGUUAUAGGUCUAGAUUGUUUCAUUUCAAAGGGCUGCAUGACAAUGCUAGCAGACAUGCUAAGAGUUUGAGCAUUGAGAGUGCUAGUAAAUUAGAAGAUCCUGCAAUGGAAGAUGGGAGUUUGUUUAGGAUUGCUUCAAAAGCUCGAAGCGAUCAACCUCCGCCUGAAAAACCACAUCUUGGUAGGGUUAUUACUCGAACUGAUAGGGUGGAAGCUCCCAAUAUUCCCAAGUCUCGCCUUUGCAAGGAAGAUACUGUGGAUUCAUCUCAAAAUAUGGAAAAACUCCAACAGGAUAUGGAGCAAAUGAAGGAAAGGUUUGCUAAAUUGCUUCUGGGAGAGGAUAUGUCUGGUGGCGGAAAGGGUGUUUCAUCAGCUUUGGCAUUGUCGAAUGCCAUUACAAACCUUGCAGCUUCUGCAUUCAGCGAGCAAAACCGUCUAGAGCCCAUGGCAGCUGAAACCAAAGCUAAGUGGAGGAAAGAAAUCGAUUGGCUCUUAUCAGUGGCUGAUCACAUUGUUGAAUUUGUUCCUUCUCAACAGAAAUCUAAGGAUGGCAGCAAUAUGGAGAUCAUGGUGACGCGACAAAGAACUGAUCUUCACAUGAAUAUCCCUGCGUUGCGCAAACUUGAUGCAAUGCUUCUUGAUUGUUUAGACAAUUUCAAGGACAAAAAUGAGUUCAAUUAUGUAUCAAGAGAUGCCCCAGACUCAGAAAAAGGCGGCAACAAAAGAAAAGAUGAUAAAUGGUGGCUGCCUACGGUUAAGGUUCCCGAGGGAGGUCUAUCUGAAAUGACUAGAAAAUUUCUGCAGUUUCAAAAGGAUUGUGUAAACCAAGUGCUUAAGGCUGCCAUGGCCAUAAAUUCUCAAGUUCUAUCAGAAAUGGAGAUCCCUGAGAAUUACAUAGAAUCAUUGCCUAAGAAUGGGAGGGCAAGUCUUGGAGAUUCAAUUUAUAGAAGUAUUACGGUUGAAUUUUUCAAUCCCGAUCAAUUCCUCUCCACGAUGGACUUAUCAUCGGAACACAAAAUCCUAGACCUCAAGAAUAGAAUUGAGGCUUCCAUAGUGAUUUGGAAGAGGAAAAUGAACCAAAAAGAUGGAAAAUCAGCUUGGGGUUCAGCUGUGAGCUUGGAGAAGAGAGAACUCUUUGAAGAGAGAGCAGAGACAAUCUUAAUCAUCCUCAAACAAAGAUUCCCUGGAAUUCCUCAAUCUUCACUAGACAUUAGCAAAAUUCAAUACAACAAGGAUGUUGGGCAGGCAGUCCUGGAAAGUUAUUCCAGAAUACUUGAAAGUUUGGCCUACACAGUCUUGUCUCGAAUCGAAGAUGUACUUUAUGCUGAUUAUGCCACUAAAAAUCCAACAGAAGCAAAUGAUACAAGAAAUCCUUUAAUAGAUAAUGAAUUGACAGGAACAGAAUGUUUAAUAGAACACAACACUUCAGAUUCAAAGAUACAAACACUGUUAGAUUUUAUGGGUUGGGAUGUGGAUCAAGGUGAGAAUGAAGAAAGGAAGGACCCAGAAAAUCAAUCAGAUGAACCUGCCAAAGAAGGUGAAGGAAAAUUUACACACAAACUUACAACAAUAGUGACUCAGAAGAGGAUUUCUUACCUUGAAAGCUUAAGUGGUCUAAGAAGUCCGACGGCACGCCAUUGAGUAAUAAUCAUAGGGGGAGAAUGUAAACCAUCAAAGAAAGAAAAACUGAAACCAGAAAGAGAGAUAAGUGAUGUAAAAGGAAACACAAGAAAGAGUGAGAAAGCCUAACCUUCAAAUGUAAACCUCAGGACU
Messenger RNA from Pistacia vera, 1803 nucleotides. RefSeq names its product rop guanine nucleotide exchange factor 12. NCBI's taxonomy places the organism in Eukaryota, Viridiplantae, Streptophyta, Magnoliopsida, Sapindales, Anacardiaceae. The record is from RefSeq and is a predicted model, not a curated record. Gene Ontology annotation, molecular function: guanyl-nucleotide exchange factor activity. The transcript has 6 exons. Bases 1 to 1671 code for a protein of 556 amino acids.